Messenger RNA from Aspergillus wentii DTO 134E9, 2690 nucleotides. RefSeq lists its product as uncharacterized. Lineage: Eukaryota; Fungi; Ascomycota; Eurotiomycetes; Eurotiales; Aspergillaceae. Gene Ontology annotation, cellular component: cytoplasm. The coding region runs from base 158 to 2476 and encodes 772 amino acids. The record is from RefSeq and is a predicted model, not a curated record. The transcript has a single exon. Gene Ontology annotation, biological process: mitotic spindle organization; cell population proliferation.
UCAAUCUGCUUCAACCUCCUUACCGUGGGCAAGCAGUUUAUUGCUUUUCAUACAUAUUUUGAAUUAGCAUUGACUUAUUGCGCUUCUUGGCUUAUCUACAAGACUAGCGCGAUUUCUUCUUUUGUUUUCUCUCCUCCCCUCUCCUACUUACCUCGUCAUGUCUACUCCUCUUUCCCCCUUAACGUCGUCGCGUCAGAACUCACGAGGUCUCUCACCAGCCUCCUUCCACUCUAAGACAGAGCACAGCGGCAUUGACGAAACUAUGGCGAACAACGAGUAUUCAGAGAACACCUUUUCAAGUCCAUUAAAAACAGUUAUCAGUAAUACAGACAUUGAAGACCCUCAAGAAGACAUGGACUACCCCCCGACACACGAAUCACACGAGCAAAAUGUAGUCGAGGACGAUGCCGAAUCUUUCCAGGUAGCACCUAGCUCACCUUUUCAGUUUGAUGGGAGAGAUGAAACCGUCGACUUUCAAAUGCUGCAAAGGCAACAACAAAGACAGCUAUCACCCAUAUUCAGUGAACGGUCUACGACUCCCAGAAAACGGUCCUACGAAAAUGUCCCCGAUGAACAGAAUGCAGACGAAGAUUUGGACGAGAGGCACACGAAAGACACGAACCGAAGAGAUCAGCCCGAGAUUAACGUUUACGCGGAUGAAGAUGCUCGGCCUCACAAUGAGCAGAACUUAGUCGAGGGCGCAGGACAGGAAACAGCCAACAGCAUGAUGGAGGAUAAGCACAAUGAAGGCAUGAGUACUGUUCUCCGCGAAGACGAAACAGCCGGAGAAAACGAAAAUGCAGACGCAGACGACGUGGACGAUGCUAUGAUUGACAACAACGAUGAUGACGAACUUCACGAAACCAUGGACGAAACUUGUUUGAGCACAUUUUCAGCUGUUCCAAAUGCAGACAUGACAUCAUUUGCAAGGCUGCGAGGCGAGUCGCCCACAAAAGCGAUGCGAAACUUCCAGAACAGCCCAGCUCAACAGAGCGAUGCUCGCAGCGUGGAACCGUCUACUCCAAACAGCUCCAAGAGGCCGUACAUGAAAAAUUCAUUGAUUGACAUCGGCUCGCCCAUCGGUUCACCUACGCCCAGAAAACGGGAGGCCAGGGAUAUCGGAAAUCCGAGCGACACGCCCAACUUACUAGACCUCGCAGAUCAGCAUACCUUUUUCCCGCGUAAACGCUAUAGCGUACAGAAUGCGCGAUACUCCCCCUCUCGGCGCUCGCCAUUGCGAAACGUGGGCGAAUCUAUCAGGUCGCCGUCUAAAACGUCACUGCUGGACUUUGAUAUCCCUCCCGUACCGACCCCCCGGUCGAUCCCAACCGUCACACCCCGAGAACUUGAGUCCCUUAAGUCUGGUUUCAUGUCAGAGAUUUCCUCGCUGAAAGCGACUUUGAGUGGAAAGGAAGCUGAGGUUGCCAGCCUUAAGCAGGCUGUUGCAGACGCGGAACGACGUGUUGGCGAAGCCAUGGAAGAAGUUCGUCACGAGGCUGCCAGUAAAGAGGCGUUGGAGAUUGAACAAGUCGAAUGGCAGCGAAGGGGUCAGGAGAUGGAAGAUGUCCUACAGACCGUAAGGGCUACCAUUGUGGAGGGCGAGCGUGAAAGAGAACAGUUGACGAAGAAGGUGGAGGAAGUCGAGAAGAGCAAGGAACAACUCGAAGGCCGAGUUGUUGAGCUAGAGAGCCAACUGGAAGCAGCUCGGACUUCAGCACCCAGUGAACCAGGAGCGUCUGAGGCUGCACCCAACACUAAAACGGCAGAAAAGACGGCCAACGAAGUCCAGGAUGCGGUUGAAAAGGUUGCUCGUGAGCUUCACGCACUGUACAAGGGCAAGCACGAGACCAAGGUUGCGGCGUUGAAGAAGAGCUAUGAGUCACGGUGGGAAAAACGCGUCCGGGAGGCCGAGAAAAAGGCGAAAUCCACCAAUGAAGAGAACGAACGGUUGAAGAUGGAGCGCGAUGCCGCCAUGUCGGAGGCUGCCAACCCCAAUGCUAGCAUGAUGGCCCGUGAGAACGAUGAUCAUGAAGCCGAGCGGCACGUCCUCGAAGCACAGAUGCAGGGUCUACAGCAGGAAAUGGCCGCAAUCAAGGCGGACAGUGAGCGAAUGCGCUCGGAGUUGGAAAUGGAAAGGGCCGAAAAGGGCGAACUCGUUGCUGCUGUGGAUGAAUGGUUGUCGAUGCAGCAACCGCAGCAGCAGACCUCUGGACCUUCGAGUCCACGUGAGGAGGAAUCUGGGGAGCGCACGACAACACCAGAGCCAAUGGUUGAAGAUUUCCGACGCAGUAUUGGACGCAGUGGCCCUAGUGGCAUCCGUCCUCCCAGCACAGGGGAGAAGAGGAUACCCAAGAUCCCAGCGCCAGCCAGUCGACAUGGUAGAGGCAACAGCGGGGGCAAAUCUGGGAUAGCAGUGUUUACGCCAGGCCGCAGUGGCAUCAUGGGAUCGAUUGAACGGAUGGGCCGUGGUGCAUAGGCUGCAUGAUGGACGGAUUGAUUUGUUACGAUUACUAUUCCCCUUUUUGUAUGAGGUUUUUUACGUUUUGCUUUGAUAGUUUUGAAUUGGCUACUACUGAGAUAUCCUGAAGGCGUUGAAAUAGGAAUGUCAUUGGAUGUUGAGUCAAGAUCACAGCGAGUAGUGGUAGCAGAGCAAGUAUAUCCCUGAACCAUCGACCUCCGCUGCCCCGGCU